AAAGUAACACAGACCUGAAUGGUGAUGAGCCUUCCGGAUCGGACAAAUCUCAACAUCUGGACCAUGUGAAACAGUCACUGAAUGGGUGUUACAGGGUAGAUCGGGACGAUUAUCAUGGCAAGCAACGCCUGUCAAAUGCAGGAGCAGGGCAGCAGUGGUUCGCUAUCAUCACUAGCACAGGUAGCAACAAGGAGCGCAAAAUCAGAGGACAGAAACUCAAACGAAGAUGUUUCUAAUGCACACAACAGGAGAGAGAUUCCCCCCAGAAGACAGCCAUACAGAAAAGUGUCUUCAGAUCCAGCAGGUCCAAAAGUUGAAGAGAUAAAAGAAGAGGUAGCGCCUUGCAGUGUCCCACCAGGGCCCGGCAUGCCAGCCUCUAUUUAUCAGACAAACCAUGGCCAGUUCAUUGCUUUUACUCAGGAUGGUGCCAUCCAGCUGACCAGUGCUCUACCUAGGGGUCUACAGGCCCUGCAGCCUCUGACCAUGUCCAACUCUGGAAACUCCCAGUCUGCUGCAGCCAUCGUCCAGUAUUCCCAACAGUCAGGAGAUGGCACUCAGCAGUUCUAUAUGCAAGGCAACAAGGUGAUGGUAAAAGGUAAAUGCUCUAGUCCCUCACCAUCGAGGUCUGCCAUCACUUCCACUGGUGACAUGUCAGGCUACCAGAUCUGCACUCCCACCUCCAGCCUGCCCCAGGGCGUUGUGAUGGCUGGCUCACCAGGCUCUCUGCACAGCCCCCCACACGUGGCUGACGAGACCACACGCAAGAGACAACUCCGCCUCAUGAAGAACAGGGAGGCUGCCCGCGAGUGUCGCCGAAAGAAGAAGGAAUAUGUAAAAUGUCUUGAGAAUCGGGUGGCUGUGCUCGAAAAUCAAAACAGGACUCUCAUUGAGGAACUAAAAGCGCUUAAAGACAUCUAUUGCCACAAAGUUGAAUGACCACAGACGGCUAAUGGCUUGAUGGGGUGCGCCGCAGUAACAGUUUACAGAUAACUGUAAGGGUAUCUUGGAGAAUCCGCUUUGACUCGAUGUCCAGCAUCUGCUCUCACACACCAAAAUAUAAAUAAAAAAACACCUCUUUUCCCGAUCCACUUGUUUAGAAGACAUAUUCCGUACUGUCGUCAUACCACAUUUACAGUAUCUGGCCAGUUGUGGCGCGAGUACAGUGAGUAUUAUGAGGUGCCCCUGUUGCUUUUCCUUGUUGCAGGCAGGCAGCCAAAGAGUGCCGGCGGAGGAAGAGAGAGUAUAUUCGCUGUCUGGAGACUCGCCUCACCAUGCUGGAGGCCCAGAACAAGAAGCUC
Molecule: messenger RNA, 1298 nt
Organism: Salvelinus fontinalis (brook trout)
Lineage: Eukaryota; Metazoa; Chordata; Actinopteri; Salmoniformes; Salmonidae
Product: cAMP-responsive element modulator-like
Exons: 7
Coding region: 115-936 (273 amino acids)
Biological process (GO): regulation of transcription by RNA polymerase II
Cellular component (GO): ATF4-CREB1 transcription factor complex; nucleus
Molecular function (GO): RNA polymerase II cis-regulatory region sequence-specific DNA binding; DNA-binding transcription factor activity, RNA polymerase II-specific
Source: RefSeq, a predicted model, not a curated record